Laccaria bicolor S238N-H82 is the source of this 2289-nucleotide messenger RNA. Its product is annotated as DNA repair endonuclease-like protein. The coding region runs from base 1 to 2289 and encodes 762 amino acids. The record is from RefSeq and is a predicted model, not a curated record. NCBI's taxonomy places the organism in Eukaryota, Fungi, Basidiomycota, Agaricomycetes, Agaricales, Hydnangiaceae. Gene Ontology annotation, molecular function: crossover junction DNA endonuclease activity; 5'-flap endonuclease activity. The transcript is spliced from 13 exons.
AUGGUCCGUCGCCCAGACUCAUCUCCUGCUAGGCUAUACACCAAGGCUGCCAUUCCUCAACCUUUGCCAACGCGAUCGUGUUCCGUCAUGUCCCAGCCUACUCCUUCACAAACAGCUGACGACACGUUGGAGACCUCGCCUCUACUCCAAUGGGAAACCCAUCUCCCAACGCUGGCACGAUACAUCGCCAAACUCGUCCCUGGGCCAACUACCAUGGGCACGGCGUCUUUCUUCUCCGACAAGCGCAUUCACGGUGUUGGUGAUGUAACGCUCCGUCGUGGCUCUCCCCUCGAUCUCCGUGACUUUGUCUGCUUCAAGCUCAAGAGCAGCACCUCCAACUUGCAGGAUGUCCAUGUCUUUGGCCACCACACCGACAUUCCCGUUACCGAGUUCAUUCGCCGCGCUGAGGUAACUCUAACAUUGUCUCUAGAAUGCCCCCACAUCCGGUCGUGCUUCCGAAUCCAAGGUGGUUUCACCGGCGCAUUCCUCUUCAUCGGUUUGCUCAGUCUGUUCUUCCUCCACAAGCUCGUCGAGCGUGUCCGUGCUUGUGGCGAGCCUCGUCUCAGACUGGAGGGUGGUGAACAAAUACAUAUUUUGUGCAAGGAUGGAGAUGGUGCUGAGGCUCACCUCCCAUGUCAAUUCACCACUGUCUCACAUUCUCCGACAUCGUCUACCUCAACCAUCACGAUGGGUGUUCCUGGGAUCUCUAAAAUUUUGGAGCCGGCGCGGCGUGUGCAAACUCUGACCGAGUUUGCAACAAAGGAAGGCUUUCAGCUGAAUCCACAUGGCGACAACAUGGUUCGUGUUGGCGUUGAUGUAAGUGUCUGGAUCUGCCAAGCUCAAGCCGCCGCACAUUCCAUGCCUAGGACACAACAGGGUGAAAAUCCAGCCCUCCGCAUAAUUUUUUUCCGCAUCUGCCACCUCCUGGCUCAGUCUAUCCAACCCAUUUUCGUUGCGGAUGGCCCCAAUCGCCCUCGCGUCAAACGUGGAAUAAAUGUCAGGGCCGACAAGCCGCACUGGAUGGAAGCUUACAUUGAGGAUUUCGUUCAAGAAGCUGGGUGCCCCAUGUAUCGCGCCCCAGGAGAGGCUGAGGCCGAGUUGGCUCAGCUGACGGCACAUGGUCUCAUCAAGGCUGUUCUCACCACCGACUUUGAUGUGUUCCUCUUUGGGGGCACAUACAUGAUCAAACCCCCCAACGUAAAAACUGAUGGAGACAGAAUCACAUACUACACGUCUGGUGACAUUCAAGCACAGACAUCCCUCACGUGCGCCAAGUUAAUUUUCAUCGCUAUUCUCGGUGGUGGCGACUAUGACCAGGUUGGCCUCCCUGGGUGUGGUCUCAAGAUAGCUCAUCAACUGGCUCAGGGGGAACUCCCCAACUUACUUUUCACGGCUGCCACUACGCUCCCUCAACAUGAUCUCGAAGACUUUCUUCACGAUUGGCGCAACAAGCUCAUGAAUGAGCUACUUCGUGAUCCACACGGGCUAAUGAACGCGAAACACCCUGCACUAGCCCAGAACAUCCCUUUGGGCUUUCCCAAGCUCGACACCCUUCAGUUGUACAUCUCUCCAGUCACCUCUUGGUCGCAGAAUGGCAAGGGCCCUGAUACCACAUCAUGGACUCUCUGCCAACUCAAUCUAGCCAAGCUCGCAGUCCUCUGCGAGAAAUCUUUUUCGUGGGGAUCUGCCGGCGUCAUCAACGAUCGCUUUCAAAAGAAUGUAUGGCCGGCAGCCGUAAUGCGAAUGCUGCUCAAGCCUGUUGACACUCCCGGAACAAUCGACGAGCAGCUCUCACGCUCCUCCCUGCUACACAUCCGGCAGAGGAAGCUUGGACCGGGCGGCCCAGCUACAGGUGCCAACGUGGACGGCUUCUCCGUCGAGACGGCAACAUUGGCUCUUGCCCGUGAAACUGCCUCCAACCUCGACGAGAGUAUCCGCAAAAAGACACUUCAGCAAAUGCGGGAGCCCUUCUACCCAUGGAUUCCAUCACGAAUUCUCAAACGAAAGGUUCCCGCUCUCACAAAUGAAUUUGGCGCGCGCACGCGUAAGAGAAAGAAACCUCGCCAGCAGCGGUGGAUUAGUUCGGACUCUGAUGAUGGAGUUGUUAUCAUUCCUGCAGCUACUGCGAAUGCUGUUGCCUCAAGCUCUCGUGCGACCCUCGCUCCCAAUGUGAUUGCCUCAAGCUCCACGAUGGCCCUUGCUUCUGCUGCGGGUUCAUCUCUGAACCCAAUCACUGUUGACGAGGAUGAAUCAAAGGGAGGUUUCCUUGGUUUUAUUGAUCUAACUUAG